UUUUCUCUGCCUACAUUUCCUACAGUUUCAGUAUAUUUUUAUUUAAAAAUUUUUAGAAUGUUUUACAAAAAGUUUUUGGCGGAAAUUUUUACAAAAUUCAUUACCGGCUUAUAUUGAAAACAUGCCACCGAGUAAACUCGAUAGCAUCUAUCGGCGUAUGCUAAUUACGCGAUUUUUUGAAAAAGGAUGGGGUACCCCAGAAAAUUUACAAAGGUUAUUCGAGUUUCGCAAAAUCAUAUCAAGGCGAGAGACAUGUUAUAAAUUAGUACCUCAAGAUUAUCCGGUGGAGAUAACAAAAAAUGAGAAAUAUGCAGAAUGUUCUAUUUUGGAGGGGAAGUUUAUGUCGCCAUUCGAAUUACACAUGCCUGGUGUUGUCCCAAAAGCUGCUAAAGAAGCUCACUUUCAAGUCAUAUUGCCAAAGAAAUGGAGGGAUGAGCGGUUCAAGCCAAUGUGUAUUCAUUUAGCUGGUACCGGAGAUCACUUCUAUUGGCGAAGGCGAAAUUUCAUUGCAAAACCCUUGCUUAAGGAGGCCAACAUUGGUGCAAUAAUAUUAGAAAAUCCUUUCUAUGGACUAAGGAAACCCGAUCAACAAGUUCGCUCAAAUUUGCACAAUGUUUCCGAUAUAUUUGUGAUGGGAGGCUGUCUUAUACUUGAGUGUUUGGUGCUAUUACAUUGGUGCGAGAGGAAUGGACUUGGACCGUUGGGCAUAACUGGUUUAUCUAUGGGAGGACAUAUGGCCUCCUUGGCGGCAACCAAUUGGCCAAAACCACUAGUGCUUGUUCCCUGCCUCUCGUGGUCGACAGCUGCGCCUGUAUUUACAACAGGUGUCAUGAGCCAAUCCAUUAAUUGGGAUAUGCUUGAAACUCAAUACCAUUCCGAUGGUAAAUAUAGUGAGCGCUUAUCAAAAAUGGUUACAGUGGUAGAUGAUGCAUUCGCGGCCGGCCAAAAAUUUAUAAAGAACUUCAACCAAUCAUUACAAGCCUUAAAGAAUGAUAUUAAUGACACGAGACAUGUGCAAAGAGAACAUGUUGACGAAACUUGCAAUAAAAACAUUGAAGUGGACAGUCUAAGGCAAAAUCAGUUGGAAGAAAAAAAUAAUAAUUCAAUUUUUUUAAAAGAAAAUUUAGCGAAAAAUAUUAUUAGCAACAAAAGUGUGGAAUUAGUAAAAAGUGAAAGCUCGGAAAAAGCUCUUCAAACGGAAAUCAAAAAUAGUAAAGAACAAUCAGCCUUAACGAAGCUAAUGAGAUUUAUAUUACCCAUGGCUGCACAAAGCGACAAUAAAAAAAUCGAUAUAACAAAAACAAAUUGGUGGGAACGGGAAGCUUUACAAUUUAUGCGUGGCAUGAUGGAUGAAUGUACACAUCUGAAGAAUUUUUCUGUGCCAUUUGAUACUUCGCUAAUAAUAGCUGUUUGCGCUAAGGACGAUGCGUAUGUGCCACGUGAAGGUUGCGCUAGUCUGGAGGAAAUAUGGCCGGGUGUGGAAGUACGAUAUCUUGAUGCUGGACACGUUAGUGCCUACGUUCUUCAUCAAAAGCUAUUUAGAAGCUGUAUAGUUGAGGCGUUCGAACGGUCGAAACAAGCUUACAACAUGGACAAAGAAAACAUCGGUGAAAAUAUAAAGCCAACUUUAACUUAUGAGGAACUUGUUAAUAAAUAUACAAAUUCUAUAUAACUGUUUAAAUAAUGAUGACGAUAUACAAACAUUUUUUAACAAAUUUACUCAAUGGCAAAUAUAUUAUUUUUUGAUUUUUAUGACUUUGUAUUUUUAAAACUGCGUUCGACUGAUAUUUUACUGUAUGAACACUGUAAGAGAAAUAUAUAAUAUAUGUAAAAAGUU
Ceratitis capitata (Mediterranean fruit fly) is the source of this 1837-nucleotide messenger RNA. Its product is annotated as protein ABHD18. The coding region runs from base 122 to 1672 and encodes 516 amino acids. The transcript is spliced from 7 exons. The record is from RefSeq and is a predicted model, not a curated record. Lineage: Eukaryota; Metazoa; Arthropoda; Insecta; Diptera; Tephritidae.